Marasmius oreades (fairy-ring Marasmius) is the source of this 1275-nucleotide messenger RNA. RefSeq lists its product as uncharacterized. The transcript is spliced from 3 exons. The record is from RefSeq and is a predicted model, not a curated record. NCBI's taxonomy places the organism in Eukaryota, Fungi, Basidiomycota, Agaricomycetes, Agaricales, Marasmiaceae. The coding region runs from base 1 to 1275 and encodes 424 amino acids.
AUGCCUAUCGCACGCAAGGUUGAUAUCGCACGGGCGGUAGUUGGAAAAUCCGACCCAUGGACCUCUAGAACGGUGCAGAUCCUGUCCCAUAACCUCAAUCUGUUUUUUGUCGACAAAGCGGACCCUCCAAGACCUCAGCAAGUCCUCGUAAAACUUACCAACACCACCCACACAUCUAAACUCGAGACACUAUCUGCUUCGUGCAAUCGAGCUACUUCUGGUCUGGCAUAUGACAAAGGCAGUUUUCUCCAUGCCCACAAAGACACUCCUCGCAGCGAGCGCAUGUUCGGAUCACUCAUCGUAGUUUUUCCAACCCCUCACACCGGGGGUCAAGUCAUCCUUCGCGAUGAGGAGGAAACGUUCACAUUCGACUCCGGCACCCUUCUCGCAGGAUCUCCCGAUAAACUCGCCUUCAUCGCAUUCCUAUCUGACGUCGAAUAUGAGAUUCUCCCCGUUACGAGUGGUCACCGGGUUACGUUGACUUAUAACCUCUCCUACUCGGAUCCUACCCCUUCUCGUCUACUCCCUAAAACAGACAAUGCGCCUAAUUUGAUAUCUGCACUUUCGGCUCUCCUUGAAGACCCUGACUUCCUCCCGAAUGGAGGAUUCUUCGGAUUUAGCCUUGCUCACUCUUACCCUGUCACCCGAGGUGAAACGGUGCUGGAUGACCUUAUUCCAAUGCUCAAAGGCGAAGACUGCAUGAUUCGCGAUGUCUGCUCGGAGCUCGGAUUAGGGGUUUCUAUCAAGAGCGCUUUGCAAGACACUAGUAGCCACCACGAGUAUAGAUGGAGUAAACUGAAAGUGCCAGAAGAAGAUCAGUACCGCCGUUGCAUCAUGAUGGACGACGUUGAGGACCUAACGUCCCGUGGAUCUAUAGAGCAGGAGUUGGUUGACCAUUUUAUUGAACAGGGGAACGCGACUCUCCUUCAUCCUUAUGACAAGAAGUAUGUCGACUCCACGAUGCCCAUCGAUCCUGCUGUCUCUUUUCUACUCGCUUAUUCUCCGAUGCUUGCUGCCGCUGCCACUAUGCGAAAGACCGACUCCCCAAGGUCGAAAGCAGUUGCUUGGAUCUCAGAGUUGGAGGAUAACAACUCAGACUCGGAGGAAGAAGAAAAAGACCAUGAAAAAUACGAGUUACCUUUUGCUACGUAUGGAAAUGAGGCAAUGUUGGGGUUGGAAUACGUUCAGUUAAUUUUACUGGCUGCUUUAGGGCCAAAGAACGAUAGGCGUAAUUGGAAGGUGUACAAGGGUAUUAAAGCGUCGAUGAUUCGGUGA